Physella acuta is the source of this 2502-nucleotide messenger RNA. RefSeq names its product mucin-like protein. Gene Ontology annotation, biological process: cell-matrix adhesion. NCBI's taxonomy places the organism in Eukaryota, Metazoa, Mollusca, Gastropoda, Physidae. The record is from RefSeq and is a predicted model, not a curated record.
AUGUUUGCCUAUAUCUCAAGCAACGGUGUCGUAAGCUUUGGCUCUGAUCUGGUGAGCGCUGAGCCGAACCUGACGUCAGCGCUCGGCAACAAGAACAAGCUGAUCGCCCCCUUCUGGUCCAGGGUGGACCCGGCCAGGGGCAGGAUCUACUUCCACGUGUACGAGAAGUGUGACGGUGCCGUGUUCUCUGAGCCCAGUCCCUACCCCAACUCCACGGCCAAGGAGCGCGUGAUGGCUAGAGCGGCUAAAGAUGUCAUGAAAUAUUUUAAUCUCUAUGACAUUGAUGUCACUAAUGUCAUGGUAGUGACAUGGAGGGAGACAAGCCCUUUGGUACCAAGUGUUGUGGGGCUGACGGAGAAAAACAGUUUCCAGACCAUCUACGUCAGCGGAUACCGUAAGGAAUCGGCGGGUGACCUGGAUUUCUCCACCGAGGAGACAGCCUAUGUGAUCACCAUCUACCAGAAGGGGCAGAUGAACUGGAAGUUUGUGGCGGGAAGACCGCUAGAGGUCGGUGCUGUCGCCAGCCCGUUCACGUCUGUUAGAAGGGACGUAAUCGAUGAGCUAACAUUUGAUUUAACCAAAAAUAGAGCUAAUUACAGAGAAGUGAUUUACUACCAGGUGGGCAGGAAGUCUAGCCCCGCCCAGCUGUGCCAGAGAUACCUGUGCAGGAACUCGUACCUGAUCCAGAACUCCGUGUACCGUGAGCAGACGGCCCAGAUGCCACUGUGUCCUUGCACGCAGUGCCAGGUCGGCAGGGAAUGGGUCAGGUUUGACCGAGACAAUCAGCCUAGUAAACUCAGGUGUUACUCACUCACCACGUCUGCCAAGAAGAAAUUGUUCAACAACCCUCGGAACAACAUGUGUUGUUACAUGCUGAAUAGCCCUUCCCCCUACGCCGUGUGGAGUACGAGCCCGGGGGUGGCGAGUAUUGUCCACAACUCGCCGGAUGCCGGCCACAUCUUGACCAAAGACCCCUGGUGGUCGCAGGGUGCCAGAGAGACCACACUGGCCCACCAGACUUGCUGCAAGGACUCCAACAGAUCCAGGCUCUGUGAUCGCUUCUACAAAAUAUUUCCUGACAGAGGCUGUGCACUGACUUCUGAAUUUAUAAGGGCCAAUGUGAUAGGUGACCCCCACAUCAUCACCCUCGACAACUUCUUCUACACCAUGAACGGUUAUGGCGUGUACACAAUGAUUGACGUCAUCUCCGCGGGAUUUUCUUUCCAGGCUAGAACUGACCAGGUAAAGACCACCACAGGUGCAACAAAAAUGGCCACUGUCUUUGGGGCCUUCGCUGCCAAGGAGAAAGACUACGCCCGUUUUCAAGUUGAGAUUUCUACUGGGAAAUUCCCUAUGGUCAUAUUAGUGAACGGCGUCAAUAUCACGGAAGAUUUCUACAACAACACAAGAUUUGUACUAUCUCUAGAAGCUAUUGAUGUCCGGCGAGACGAAAUCGCUAACCGGACAUCAGUUGUGGCUGUGUUUCCGUGUGGUGUGACCCUUGCUUAUGUCAGCUACAUAUUUGACCAUGAGUGUCAUCACGUGAUAGGUGUGACCCUUGCUUAUGUCAGCUACAUAUUUGACCAUGAACUUUAUCACGUGACAGGUGUGACCCUUGCUUAUGUCAGCUACAUAUUUGACCAUGAACUUUACCACGUGACAGGUGUGACGCUUAUCGUUGACCCCUUGACCUUGAGUGUCGAGGUGCACAAGUCCCUACAGAACAAGACCAGCGGCCUGAUGGGGAACUUCAACGGGAGAGCAGACGACGACUUCACGCUGCCCAAUGGAACUGUGCUCCGGGCUAACCUGACGGAGAAAGAGAUCAUCAAAAACUUCGCAUCUCAGUAUCUGGUUACUGACGCUACAUCUGUCUUCAUAUUGCCGCCUGGGAAAAAUAUUUCCAGCUAUCAGCACCCAGAGUUCACGCCCUUUUACUCCGAGUCGGCCUCGCUCAGCAGCAAGAUGGCGGCGGCGUCGUUGUGCGGGGCAACGAACAAGGCGUGUAUCUAUGACUACCUGGCCACUGGGGACAAGGUGUUCGCUAGCAGGACAAAGGCCCUCGUCGAACAGGCUGUGGUGUUGAGGCAAACACUUGCAAACAAUUGCCCGACGGUCACGUUUGCGUCAGACAACGGAAGUUUUCAAAAUGGCCGCUGGUACGUACAGGAAGGGGUUGCCAGCAGACUCCAGAUCAGGGCAGACGACUCGGACAAGGACGCCCUCACAUUCCUUUUGUUUGGCAACCCUGUUGGUGUCACCAUCAACCAGACUGGUCACCUCAGCUACACGCCAACCCUGGCCAACCCGGCACAAGUCGCGUUUCAAGUGAAGGAUUCUAAAGAUUGCUACACCCCAAUAGAGUACGUCCCUGUCACAAUUUGUCCACUCUGUGACGGGAAUGGUGAAUGUGACAACAGCUCUAUACGUGACGUGGAAUAUUUUGGUGGGAAAGUUCAGAUCCUUAGAUGUCUUUGUCAACCAGGCUAUACAGGUAUGUAA